UCCAAUCUGGGCUUGCGCGAGCUGAGUUCGGGUGCGUACUGAUGGAAUCGUCACCGCUUCCGUUGCAGUCGCUGGCCCGUCUUCGGACCUCAGCGAUGAGCACUGCGGAGACCACUCCAGCGGCGGACCAGCCCUGCACCAGCCACGGCGAGCCGCUGCUGCACGCGAAGUCCAUGGCAAGUGCGCCGCCGACAGCAUUGGCAUUGUUCCAGGAGCACGUGCAAGUGCUGAGGCAAAACCUGGUAGGCGCUGAGCAGACGCUGGACACCACCGAUCCCGAUGAGUUGCGUCUGCUCAAGAAGGCACUGAUACAAGUGAGCAAGAUGAUCUCGCAGAUGGAGUCCGUCGCCAAUACGCUCGAGCAGAGACGGCUCAACUUGAGGAACGAGUUGCGCACCUUGGAAGACGAGAACUCGCAGCUCAAGAAGGCGCUCUUCCGCGAGCGCCGCAAGACGCUCAACAAGAAGGCGAACGAUCCGCCGCUUCUUGGAGAGCGGAUGACAUCGCCUCCCCCGCCCUUUUACCGUGGGGAGAGCAACGCGGACUACGACUCGCUGCGUCAGUUCCUGUUCGCCCCGACGAUUCUCAGAUUCCCACAUGCGGACGAGAACGACUCAUUGGCAGACUUCUUGUUUGAUGGCCCUGAUAGCAGCGCCUCCACAUCAAAGGUCAGCACUGUCUUCGGCGUCAAUCCCGGAACUUCUGGAAAGGCCAAGAGAGGGCGCGGAGGUUCGCCUACAGGCCGGAGUGCCAACAACGUGAUGGGCGGUAAGCAUUCCGGCAGCGUCAAGCGAGGUUGGGGAACCGCAGCGGCGCGGGCCAGGCCCCGACCCCUCUUGCGCACCCUGACCGGAGUCGAGACGGGCGGCGCGAGCUCCAGCGCGGCGCCUGUGCCCGCGUUGAAUGACGUCAUGCUCCUCGGAGGCUCAGCGCCCGCCAUGACGCCCAUCGCGCUGACGCCUCCGCCCCUGCCUACCUUGGAACAAAACGAGAUCGACGAUCUGGCCCAGAGGCUCCGCAACCGCAACAACAAGUUCGCGGGCAAAAAAGAGGAGGCGUUCACCAUCAUAGAAUGGAACGCUUCUAUCGACUGAGCCGCAAGGCAUUGGCUGGACAUAUUGGCAACUAUUAAAAUUUACGCCAGGAAGGAGACGCCGGUUUUGGGCACCGCUUUUCCUUGGAAUAGCGGCAUGAAAGACAGAGGCACAAAAGUAAAAAAAAUCUGGAAACCUAAAGGCGAUUUUUUUUUUGUUAAUCACUACCAUGUUACGGUGCAGAUGGUGAGGCAAUGUAAAGUUGAGAAAGAAGUUUCUGAAGUUAGAAUGUGGAAUUAAUUACUAAUGACAGUUAACUUGCUUUCAAUUUUAUUGUACUCUUCAUAAAGGAAAAGCCACAUCGAAGUGGAAGAAA
Molecule: messenger RNA, 1410 nt
Organism: Dermacentor andersoni
Lineage: Eukaryota; Metazoa; Arthropoda; Arachnida; Ixodida; Ixodidae
Source: RefSeq, a predicted model, not a curated record